AGAGUGGGCGAGGCUUUGAAUCAAAAUGGCUGCCUAUGUUCACAGCAAGAUGUCUGGUGGCUUGGCUGGUGGAAAGGGCUACCAAGACCUUCUGGACCAGAUAUUGUCAAAAUAUAAGAAAACAGAACUUAAGGAAGCACUAGAAGCCUUCCUGACAUCAUCUCUUGAUGAAAGAUUGAGUCUUGUUGAUGCCAAAUCCGUCCUGUCUUUCUUUGCUGAGAGAAUCCCGAAAAUAGGCAAAGACAUUGUAAAGGAUGUCUGUCACUUUACACUAGCAAGCAUUCAACCUAGAAUAGUUUCCUUUGAAGAGCAAGUACUGUAGCGGCUCCAUGCAGUGUGUGUUAAUGCACCAAAUAUUAGUGUAAAUUGAUUAAUUAUAAUUUAAAACUAGUCAUUGAAGUAGAAAAAAAUGUAUUAAUGGUA
This is a messenger RNA of Amphimedon queenslandica, 423 nucleotides long. RefSeq names its product COP9 signalosome complex subunit 4-like. The transcript is spliced from 2 exons. Lineage: Eukaryota; Metazoa; Porifera; Demospongiae; Haplosclerida; Niphatidae. The coding region runs from base 26 to 322 and encodes 98 amino acids. The record is from RefSeq and is a predicted model, not a curated record.